GCUCCGCCCCGCCCCGCCCCGCCCGACAGAGGCGCGAGUGCGGCGGUGCGGCCGCUAUCCCCCGGUGCUCCCCGCAGCAGCCAUGGGCAACUGCUACACCGUGGGACCCAACGAGGCGCUGGUGGUGUCAGGAGGCUGCUUCAGUCCAGAUGCGAAGAAGUAUGUGUUUGGAGGCUGGGCAUGGGCCUGGUGGUUUGUGUCAGAUACCCAAAGACUGACUCUGGAGGUAAUGACCAUCCUGUGUCGCUGUGAGAAUAUUGAGACGUCGGAGGGGGUCCCGUUAUUCGUAACAGGGGUUGCACAGGUGAAAAUCAUGACGGAGAACGAGCUAUUGGCUGUGGCCUGCGAGCAGUUCCUGGGGAAAAACGUUCAUGACAUCAAGAAUGUGGUUCUGCAGACCUUGGAGGGCCACCUCCGGUCCAUCUUAGGGACCCUGACCGUGGAGCAGAUCUACCAGGACCGGGACCAGUUUGCCAAGCUGGUGAGGGAAGUGGCCGCCCCCGAUGUGGGUCGCAUGGGGAUCGAGAUCCUCAGCUUCACCAUCAAGGACGUGUACGACAAAGUGAAUUACCUGAGCUCCCUGGGAAAGUCGCAGACGGCCCAGGUCCAGAGAGACGCUGACAUUGGAGUGGCCGAGGCAGAACGGGACGCGGGCAUCAGGGAAGCUGAGUGCAAGAAGGAAAUGUUGGAUAUGAAGUUCCUGGCAGACACAUACAUCGCCGACUCCAAACGCUCCUUCGAGCUGAAGAAGUCGGCCUUCACGGAGGAAGUCAGCAUCAAGACAGCGGAGGCCCAGCUGGCCUACGAGCUGCAGGCUGCCAAGGAGCAGCAGAAGAUCCGGCAGGAGGAGCUGGAGAUCGAGGUCGUGCAGAGGAAGAAGCAGAUAGAUGUGGAGGAGCAGGAGAUCCUGCGCACCACCAAGGAGCUGGUGUCCACCAUCCGGCAGCCCUCAGAGGCCGAGGCCCACCGCAUACAGCAGAUCGCCGAAGGAGAGAAGGUGAAGAAGGUGCUCCUGGCCCAGGCAGAGGCCGAGAAGAUUCGCAAGAUCGGGGAGGCCGAGGCGAUGGUGAUCGAGGCCCUGGGCAAGGCCGAGGCCGAGCGCAUGAAACUCAAGGCUGAGGCCUACCAGCUGUACGGCCACGCGGCCAAGCUGGCACUGGUGCUCGACGCCCUCCCCGCGAUCGCUGCCAAAGUGUCCGCCCCUCUGACCAAAGUCGACGAGGUCGUGGUGCUCAGUGGGGACAACAGCAAGGUGACCAGCGAAGUGACUCGCCUGCUGGCAGAGCUGCCGGCUUCCGUGCACGCCCUCACUGGGGUGGACUUGUCCAAGAUCCCUCUGGUCCAGAAGGCCACCGGCACCCAGGGGUGAAGAGGCCGCGCCCAGCCCCCAGCCUCCGACAGCGAGCCCGGGGGGAGCGCGAGCGUUACCGACUCUGGUGCCUGAUGUCGUGGGGACCAGGAGAGCUGCCGGCCUGUCUCCUCCUCCUCCCAUUCUUCCGUCGUGUGUGCGCGCUCUUCCCUCACCUCCACCAAUCAUAGCGUAAGCUAAGGACGUUUGCAAUCACUGUUUGUCUUGGAGGAGCCACCGCUCCUCAGAACCCGGUGCCUUGAAGUUCCUGUCCGCCGUCCCGGACGCUGGCCGGAGAGGGCCGAGGGAGCGCCGAGCUGUUGCUCCGAGGCCCGCAGCUCUGUACGAGCCCUGCUCUUCCCCAGGAGGACGGAGGAGACACCUCUGGUUUCUCCGGCGCCAGAACCCGUGAUGGGAUGGGGUUGUCUGCAGGCGGGGCCCGGGAGGGUCAGGCCGCCCCCUCCUCCGCAGGGCUUCUCCUUGCCCAGCGCGGUGCCGAGAGGAGUGAGAGAAUACCUGGGCCGGUGGGCGUGCCCUCCCUCCUAACUCAGGGCUGCCUCCUGCUUGGGCACGACCCUGGGCAGGGAGCAGGCGCGAGGACGAGGCUCCCCACCGGCCGAAGGUGGGUGCAGGGUGGCCACGUUCAGCUCUCGGGCCAGGCCCGGGCCGCGGUAGAGAGGAGCAGGCUACCUUUGCCCACCUUUGCCGCCAUGGCCCUCGGUGCUGCCCUUUGCCUAGGCCUCUGAGUGCCCCACGCCACGUGUCCCCGGCCCCACCUUCUUGUUCCUUCUG
Sarcophilus harrisii (Tasmanian devil) is the source of this 2140-nucleotide messenger RNA. RefSeq names its product flotillin 2 (gene FLOT2). Lineage: Eukaryota; Metazoa; Chordata; Mammalia; Dasyuromorphia; Dasyuridae. The record is from RefSeq and is a predicted model, not a curated record. The coding region runs from base 83 to 1369 and encodes 428 amino acids. Gene Ontology annotation, cellular component: plasma membrane. The transcript is spliced from 11 exons. Gene Ontology annotation, biological process: regulation of myoblast differentiation; protein localization to plasma membrane.